GCGUCAUUUUUCUCUGCUUCACACCUAACACUCUUAUCCCUUUGCAACUGUCUCUUCCAUUUCUUUGCUUUCUUCUUAGCUCCAGCGAUAAAAUUGAGCCUCUGCUCUCACUCUCGAUCUUCUAUCUUUGUACUGCGCUGCUAUAUCUCUGUUAUACUGAUUUUUUAUUGGAUAAAGAUCCGAUUUUAAAUGUGUUUCUGCACAUCUCAACCUCCUUUUUGUGUGUGAAUCGACAAUUUUAGUGAGGUUUGUAUUUGGUCGAAGCUAAGAGAGCAGAAUUGUUUAUUGUCCUGUUGAAUUUGUUGAUGGACAUAUUUGGUAUUUCUGCGAUCAAAAAGCUUGUGGAUCUGUGAGCUGUUAAGAAUUGGGGGAAUUUGUAGGGAGUGAUUGUUUCUGCAGCUAUGGUUGUAAAGGCAUGCAUCGAUUCAGGCUCACCUCUGCCUACGAGAGAGGAGCUGUCACUCGAUUUAGAUGGGCAAGACGUGAAGGAUGUCCAACUAAAUGAGCAGUUUGCUGGUGGGGAUGACUUUGCUCCCAAGGUAAGGAAGCCAUACACAAUUACCAAACAAAGAGAAAGAUGGACAGAAGAAGAGCAUAAUAAGUUUCUCGAGGCGUUGAAGCUUUAUGGCCGAGCAUGGAGGAGAAUCGAAGAGCAUGUAGGUAGCAAAACUGCAGUGCAGAUUCGCAGUCAUGCUCAGAAAUUUUUCUCCAAGGUUGCUCGUGAGGCUAAUCUGGGCGAUGGAGAUUGUGUGAAGCCGGUUGAGAUCCCGCCUCCUAGGCCUAAGAGGAAACCGAUGCACCCUUAUCCUCGUAAGCUGGUUUCCGCGGUCAAGACGGGGAUCUUUAUACCUGAAAGAUCGGUAUCUCCAAACCAGUCUCCUAAAUCCGUGUUAUCUGUAGUGGGUUCGGAACAAUCUGGUGGACCUGAUUCGUGUAUGCCUAAUGGAAGCGUGUCUCCAGUGUCAUCUCUUGCUGCUCAUGUUUUUGGUUCUGAGGCCCCGAAGCUUCUGCAGGAGGAUGGUGUGUUAUCGUCUCAGUCUGACCGUGAAGAUGAAAAUUCGAGUACAGAUGAAGAAAUAGCAGUGGAAUUGGACCUUUCCCCCAGAAAGACUUGUGUAAACGAAGCAGCUGCGCAGAGCUUGAAGCUGUUUGGAAAGACGUUAUUAGUGGUGGAUUCGACUUGCAAGGCCGAAGCAUCGGAUGAUGAUGAUGAUAAAAGAGCGGAAAGUUGUUCGUAUCCUUUGAGGGUGGUGCCUACUAAUAAUAGUUAUGAGGAGGGUUGGAGAUCAUUGAUGCAAGUGCACAAUAGUGAGAUGAAGAGUAAUCUUUUGUACAUACAAUAUAGAGGCGAGUCGUCGUAUGCAGCUCCUUUUCCAUGGCUGAGUCUUGCGUCACAGUCAAGUGGGGAAGUGCAUAGCCCAACCCCAAUCAGAGCUCAGUCUAGUGAGGGGUCCUCCUCUAAUUCGAACACUGGUGCAGCAGCGGGAAGGGAGGAGACGUCGGCCUUCACUCGUUACAAAUUGAGUAAGAGGACUCCAGCAAACUACGGGAGGGGGUUCGUGCCGUACAAAAGAUGUUUGACGGAGCAGGAUUCCACAGCAGAAACUGUUCAAGAGAGGGAGACACAAAGGAUCCGCCUCUGCUUGUAGUGAAGGCCAAGGCCAUGGCUCCGACGGUAAGUAGGUUCGGUUAGUGUCUGGUGUUGGUGACUAUUUUGAGUCAAUUUUUUGUUCCUCGUCUGCAAGAAGUCUCAGCCUAACUGCGCAGUGUAUGUAUGGAAGUAGUUACUCAGUUUUCUCUGUAAAUGGCUUUGAAUAUAGAGGUACACCGCACUAUAAGAGGUUACCAUAAAAAAUGUACAAUAAUUUAGGGACCUCUUUGAGAUUCUUGUAAUUUUGUAAAACUUUAAUGAUUCCUAUUCCUCGAUCGUUUGCAGACA
Messenger RNA from Salvia hispanica, 1939 nucleotides. RefSeq names its product protein REVEILLE 1-like. The record is from RefSeq and is a predicted model, not a curated record. NCBI's taxonomy places the organism in Eukaryota, Viridiplantae, Streptophyta, Magnoliopsida, Lamiales, Lamiaceae. Gene Ontology annotation, molecular function: DNA binding.